This is a messenger RNA of Henningerozyma blattae CBS 6284, 2499 nucleotides long. RefSeq lists its product as uncharacterized. The coding region runs from base 1 to 2499 and encodes 832 amino acids. The record is from RefSeq and is a predicted model, not a curated record. The transcript has a single exon. Lineage: Eukaryota; Fungi; Ascomycota; Saccharomycetes; Saccharomycetales; Saccharomycetaceae.
AUGGGCUCACAGAAUAAUUCUAAGAAGAAAGUAUCAAAAAACAAAUCCCGUAAACCUACAUCUUUUGAUCCCCUUAGUGUCACUGAAUCUUUAGGCUAUCAAACUCAUCGAAAAAACGGUAGAAAUGUUUGGUCAAAAGAAGAUGAUGAAAAAUUAAUAUCUUUAGUGAAUGCCUCUUAUAAGAUAUUAGGCUGCCCAAAUGGGAUUGAGGAUGUUAAAACAAUUCAGCAAUCCUUUGAACUAACAAAAAAAAUCAGAUGGGAUCAAUUUGUUGUUUAUUUUCAAGAUAGAACAAGAAAAGCCAAAGAUUUAAAAAAGAGGUGGUCAGGUUCCUUAGAUCCCAACCUAAAGAAGGGGAAAUGGACAUCUGAAGAAGAUUCGCAGUUAUUAAAAGCAUAUGAAAAACAUGGGCCACAUUGGUUAAGUAUCUCUAUGGAUAUUAAUGGCCGUACGGAAGAUCAAUGUGCUAAAAGAUACAUGGAAGUAUUAGGUCCAGAAAGUAAAGGUAGAUUAAGAGAUUGGACAGUAGAAGAAGAUUUAAAAUUAAUUAGUCAAGUGAAAAUUCAUGGGACAAAAUGGAGGCAAAUAUCUACUCAGAUGAAUUGUAGGCCGAGUCUGACAUGUAGAAAUCGUUGGAGAAAAAUCAUUACUCUUGUAGUUCGAGAUCAAGCAUCUCCUGAAAUUACAAAAGCUGUUAAAGAAAAUAAAGCUAUUAAUGAAUCUUUAGCUGGUGGUCAUCCAUCAAUUCAAGGGCUAAUGACUCAAAAAGCCCAAUCGUCUGAUGCUGAAAAUGAUGACCCUCAUAAUGAAAUAUCAUCAUCUUCUAUUCAUAUUCCAAUAAAUUUUAGUAGUAAAAGUAAGCCUACUGAUGAUAAUAUUCUUAUAAAGCCAGAUGAUAGCUUGAUCCUAGAAAAUCCAGAUUCCAUAAAUGAUUUUCGAGUGGUGAAUAAAGAUGAGAAUAAUAAAGACUCCCCUCAUUUUUUUACAAGCUUCGACAGGCUUCGGUCACUGUCAAGCAUAGACAAAGAAGGUCGUAUAUUAUCACCCUCUCCAGACCACCUGCAUGAAACACUUAAUAAUAUUGAUUCUGCUACAAAUUCACACAAAUUAGUUGAGAAAGCUAAUUGUGCCAGUGAUAUGAAUUCUCCCUCAAUGAAUCCUACUCAUUUGGAAAAAUCACCAAUGCAUAAUUCCCUUACGAAAAAGCACGUAACGUCUACUUCUGAAUGGACAUAUAAUCUAAAUGAUUCAAAAGAUCUGCCGAUUUCAAACGGUGUCAUAAAUACCCCCGAUCUAGUAAAAGAAUUGGUAAAACAAGCAAAACUGCAUAAUUUGAACAUUAUUAUUAAUCAGCACGUUCACAAUCAUUACACUAAUGUAACUAAUAAUAGGUCACCUUCUGAUAACCAUAGCAAUACUGGAGGUAUGAAUAAUAGUACGAGAUUAAGCAAUUCUCAAACAGAAAAAGAUUUGUUAAAUCCUCCUACUUCUUCUACAACUACCACUGAUUCAAUUCUCACAUUCCAAGCGUAUAUGCCCUCAAGAACUAGCAGUACUACGCCAACUGCUAAUUCAGAUUAUCCUUUAGAUACUCCAUUAAUGAAGGGUGAAACACCAAAUUAUUAUGAGAAAGAAUGGUUUUCAAAAAGCCCGUUUGCCUCAGGGGUGAAUAGUUUACUCUCACCAUUACCCCAAACAGAUUUUUUAAACUAUUCAAAUAGUCAAAACUCUAGCACUAGCAAUAAUAAUAGUAAUAUUAGAAUAAAAGCUGAAGACAUUGCUUCUUAUAAUAAACAACUGACUUUGAGUAAAGUUUCUUCUCCUUCAUCUAUUAAUAACUUUGACAUUGAAAAUCUUAACCUAGUGGCACAUAACAACUCUCUGAACAUGCAUUCUCAUAAUGAGCAUAGUAAGUCUACUCAGUUAGAUGUCGAGCCUAAUAGAAUUUCGCACUUUAAUUAUUUAUCACCUGCUUUAAGACCUCAAUUAGGGUCAUCUAAUCUUAAAUCAGGGCGUUCAGCUAAUUUGGGAAGAAUUUUAGGCCCUCUUUCACCAUCAGGGAACAUUAAAAACAAUUUAUUAUAUAUAAAGAAACAAGAUCUUUCGAGGUUGACUAAGAGCAUGUCAAAUUCACCAAUCUUACCGGAUCCUAACUUGACUAUAGAUAUGAAUAUGAGCAAUAUAACUACUUCUGUAAAACAAACAUCAAUACCUCUUAAACACUCCAGAUCGCUAUCGUCAAUGAACUCACCAUUAUUUACAGAAAAUGAAGGAUUCGAAUUUUGGGAAAGUCUGAAAGGAUUGGCAACCGUUGCCAGUUCACCUGCAUUAUCUGGAGCAAAUUCAAUAAUUGAAUCUACUUCAAGAGAAAAAAUGGCAUUGCCUGAACUUAAUUUGCAUGAAAAAAAUACUAAUACACAAACAGAGACUACAGAUAAUGGACUACUAAAUGGCAUUAAAUCUACUGAUAUAGAAAAGGGCGAUGAUAAAGAUAUAUGA